CCACGUCUUCUUGCUCCAAAAGAAACAAAGAAAAACAGGCCGUCCGUUUCUGCAGGCGUUAGAUUCACAAGGGAAAUUUGUUCAAGGGACACUAUGUAUCUGAAUAUGUUAACUUCAGAAGAUGGACGGGGACAACUCAACCACCGACGCCUCCCAGCUGGGCAUCACUGGAGAGUACAUGGCCUCCGGUCACUACGUCCUCCAGUCCCAGGAGGGUGAGUACGAUGGAGAGGAGAAUAUGAACGACCAUGACGACAGUGGCAUUAAAGAGAACUUCAGGGAGCAGGACAUCUACCUCCCUAUCGCCAACGUGGCUCGCAUCAUGAAGAACGCCGUCCCUCAGACCGGAAAGAUUGCAAAAGAUGCCAAGGAGUGUGUGCAGGAGUGUGUGAGCGAGUUCAUCAGCUUCAUCACGUCGGAGGCGAGCGAGCGCUGCCACCAGGAGAAGAGGAAGACCAUCAACGGAGAGGACAUCCUGUUCGCCAUGUCCACGCUGGGCUUCGACAUGUACGUGGAGCCGCUGAAGCUCUACCUGCAGAAGUUCAGAGAGGCCAUGAAGGGGAGAGGGGUAUUCCUGGAGUUUCUGUGGGAGAGAAACCUGGGGGAAGACUCACGGACGAAAGCUUCUCAAAUCCCAUGCCAGCGGGGAUAUAAUCACAGCAGAGACGGUCAGCAGCAGAACGGUCAUGUUGUACACCACUUCAUUCAACAGGUACACCCACUUACAUUGAGAAUUCCCUUUUAUUCAUGUAUACAGCAACCAGGCAGUCACUUCCUCCAGAUAAACUCACACAAUGUGGCUGUGGUGUGA
Notothenia coriiceps (black rockcod) is the source of this 811-nucleotide messenger RNA. Its product is annotated as nuclear transcription factor Y subunit beta. Gene Ontology annotation, cellular component: nucleus; CCAAT-binding factor complex. The transcript has 7 exons. Gene Ontology annotation, molecular function: protein heterodimerization activity; DNA-binding transcription activator activity, RNA polymerase II-specific; RNA polymerase II cis-regulatory region sequence-specific DNA binding. NCBI's taxonomy places the organism in Eukaryota, Metazoa, Chordata, Actinopteri, Perciformes, Nototheniidae. Gene Ontology annotation, biological process: regulation of transcription by RNA polymerase II. Bases 122 to 811 code for a protein of 229 amino acids. The record is from RefSeq and is a predicted model, not a curated record.